Messenger RNA from Acanthosepion pharaonis, 654 nucleotides. Lineage: Eukaryota; Metazoa; Mollusca; Cephalopoda; Sepiida; Sepiidae. The record is from the annotation of a GenBank genome assembly.
AUGACCAUCUAUCUAUCUAUCUAUCUAUCUAUCUAUCUAUCUAUCUAUCUAUUAUAUCUGUACAUAACUAUCUAUCUCUCUCUUUAUCUAUCUAUCUAUUAUAGUCUAUGCAUAUCUAUCUAUCUAUCUAUCUAUCUAUCUAUCUAUCUAUCUAUCUAUCUGCUUUCGUACGUCUUCUUGUUUCUCCAUCUUUCUUCAUUUUGCAAUUUCUUUAUACAAACAUAUUACCAUAAUACUUAUUUCAUUCUUUUGCUACCACGAUUUUCUUUUUCUUCCAUUUUCUUUUUCUUCCAUUUUCUUUUUCUUCCAUUUUCUUUUUCUUCCAUUUUCUUUUUCUUCCAUUUUCUUUUUCUUCCAUUUUCUUUUUCUUCCAUUUUCUUUUUCUUCCAUUUUCUUUUUCUUCCAUUUUCUUUUUCAAUUUUAACCUUGCUUAUUUUUGUAUAUUCUCCUGUAUUCUUUACCCCCAGUCUCACCUUCCUUUUAUUCUCUUCAUAUCUCGCACCUCUCGCCUGUGGAACUCCCUUUUCCUGUUUCCCUGAUAGCUAUAAUCUCCAACUAUUCAAAACUUUAUUUUAUAUCUAUCUAUCUAUCUAUCUAUCUAUCUAUCUAUCUAUCUAUCUAUCUAUCUAUCUAUCUAUAUGUGCGUAUACAUAA